AUAGCGAUAAAUCAAAACCGCUUAAUUAUUUGCUUCAUGGAGUAAUUGUUCACAGUGGCGAUUUACAUGGAGGCAAUUAUUAUGUCUUAUUAAAACCAGAAAAGAAUGGCAGAUGGUUCAAAUUUGAUGAUUUUAGAGUUACACCUGUGACGGAUAAAGAAGUCCUUGAAGAUAAUUAUGGGGGUGAAGUUCCUAAUUCAACUAGGAGAAAUGUUGAAAAAGUUACGAAUGCUUAUAUAUUGGUGUAUAUCCGUGAAUCUGAUAUCGACUCCGUGCUAUCUCCUGUACUUACUAAGGAUACACCGGAGCAUUUGCAAAGACGAAUAGAUAAAGAAAUGACUUUAUAUGAACAGAAAAAAAAAGAAGCUGAAGAGCGUCAUUUAUAUUUGUCUACAAAGCACUACCAUUGGUUUGAUCUUGCUAAUUUUGACGACCAACAAUACGCGCUAUCUGAAUUUCCACAAAUUAUGGUUUUAAAAAGCGAUACAUAUCGUGCUUUUAAAGCUAUUGUCGCUCACAAAUUUGGGACUUCACCCGAAAAAAUAAGAUUCUGGGUUCUUGUAAAUCGCCAAAAUAAAACUAUUAGGUCAGAUGUUCCAAUACCAAAUGAUUAUCUUGAUAUGGAGAUGGAAGAAAUUCGCAAAAAAAUGGUUCCAAGACAUAAUGACCUAAAAUUAUUUUUGGAAGUUGCAGAUAAAUCAAUUAAUGGCAAAGCAUGGUUCCCGCCAAAAGAAAAAAAUUCUUAUAUAUUAGUUUUCAUUAAGUACUUUAAUCCCGAUACACAAUCUCUAGAAGGAGUGUGUCAUUUAUAUGUUAGAAAAUUUGGUAAAGUUGGUGAUAUUAUUCCAAUUCUUUGCAAGAAAAAAAAUUUUCCACCACGCACACCCUUGAAUAUAUAUGAA
Molecule: messenger RNA, 902 nt
Organism: Racocetra persica
Lineage: Eukaryota; Fungi; Glomeromycota; Glomeromycetes; Diversisporales; Gigasporaceae
Source: the annotation of a GenBank genome assembly